AUUUCUGAACGUUAGUUUGUUUUGUUUCCCGAUUUGUGAUUCUUGCGCUCCUGAUUCUAGUUGCUUUUAACUGUUUCUAACGUCUAUUUCUUCAUCACUAAUUUCCAAAAUGAGUCGCCGCAAACGUGUGAAGGUCGACAACCGGGAUUUGGAUGAGAAAUUAAAACAAGAUGAUUCUGAGUCUGAUCAAUCUGAAAAGAGUAAAAUCACGUCUAUUAGUCCAACUACUGUCAGCAGUCGAAGAGAGUCUACCUCAAGCCGCAAUACAGACGGGAAAGAAUCCAAGAAAGAUGAGAAACCGACGAUUAUAUUGGACGAAACCAAAAGUGAAGAUAUUGAGGAGGUCAAUUACAAGGAAAUGCUUAAUAGUUUGGAAGGAGCAGCCUUCCAAUCAAGGCUGCCGUUUGACAAAAUGUCUUCACUGGAAGCUGAGUGCUUCUCAGAUCUGCAGGGUGCCUGCAGCCAUGCAUUUGUUCAAAUCCGGAACAGAAUCCUGAAGAUGUGGUUUGAAGACCCCAAGAAACAACUUAUUCAGGAACAUGCAGUUUCGAAAAUGGAGCCCCCAUAUAAUGGCGAUCCAGCUUUAAUUAUCAGGACACAUGCAUUUCUGGAGAGACACGGUUUCAUAAACUAUGGAAUCUAUGAGCGGCUUACAGCAAUACCAUCGCCUCCCAAAGGAAAGCAGAGGCCUAAAGUCAUCAUUAUUGGAGCAGGUGUCUCCGGUUUGGCGGCCGCUCGUCAGCUUCAGUCGUUUGGCUGUGAGGUGGUCAUCCUGGAGGGCAGAGAUCGGGUCGGCGGUCGCGUGGUCACGUACAGGAAGGGACCUUAUGUUGCCGACUUGGGUGCCAUGGUUGUGACUGGAUUGGGCGGUAACCCAGUGACAACACUGUCUGUGCAGAUGAACAUGGAGCUACAUAAGAUCAAGCAAAAGUGUCCACUCUACGAAGCUACUGGCAAUCAAGUUCCUAAACAUAAAGAUGAAAUGGUGGAGCGCGAGUUCAACCGACUUCUUGACGCUACGUCCUACCUCUCCCAUCAAGUAGACUUCAACUACUACAAUGACACCCCCGUCUCGCUAGGACAAGCUCUUGAGUGGGUCAUCAAACUGCAACAAAAGAAUGUGAAACAUAAGCAGAUUCAACAACUGAAAGCGGUCAUCACUCUACAAGAAAAGCUUAAGGGUAACAUAAAUAAGAUGUCUGACAUUCAAGAGCUACUCAAGUCAAUGAAGAUCGAAAAGGAAACUUUGCUUGUAGAAAAAACGAAACUGUCCGCGGGGGACGCUAGCAUCUUGCAGGAGUUCAACCUCCGCCGCCUCAACCGAGAGAUGAAGCAAUUGUGUAAUGAAUACGACUCGCUGGUCAAUCAGAAUCAGAGUAUUGAAGAUAAGUUGACACAGCUCGAGACCAAUCCACCAAGCUCCGUGUACCUGUCGGUGCGAGACCGCCAGAUCCUGGACUGGCAUUUCGCGAACCUCGAGUUCGCGAACGCCACGCCGCUGGGUAACCUGUCGCUGAAGCACUGGGACCAGGACGACGACUUCGAGUUCACCGGCAACCAUCUAACAGGUAUGUUGGGACUUGUUACAUUCGCGAACGCCACGCCGCUGGGUAACCUGUCGCUGAAGCACUGGGACCAGGACGACGACUUCGAGUUCACCGGCAACCAUCUAACAGGUAUGUUGGAAUUUAUUAUAGUUCGCGAACGCCACGCCGCUGGGCAACCUGUCGCUGAAGCACUGGGACCAGGACAACGACUUCGAUUCGUGAACGCCACGCCGCUGGGCAACCUGUCGCUGAAGCACUGGGACAAGGACGACGACUUCGAGUUCACCGGCAACCAUCUAACAGUGCGCAACGGUUACUCCUGUGUCCCGGUGGCUCUCUCCGAAGGUCUGGACAUCAGGCUGGGCACCGCAGUCACCGACAUUCAGUACGGUGGCCCCGGGGUCACCGUCAAGGCGGUCAACCCCCGCAACCAGAGCCAACCGCAAGUGUUCAAGGGUGAUGUGGUUCUUUGCACUUUGCCUCUCGGCGUCUUGAAAGUAGCUGUGGCGAACAGCGGGCAAAACCAACAAAACUUCGUUAAUUUUGACCCUCCAUUACCGGAUUGGAAGGUGGCUGCUAUCAAGCGUCUGGGCUAUGGAAACCUGAACAAAGUAGUGCUAUGCUUCGAAAGAACAUUUUGGGACCCCAGCGCCAAUCUCUUCGGCCAUGUUGGCACUACGACAGCGAGCAGAGGCGAGCUGUUCCUCUUCUGGAACCUGUACAGCGCGCCGGUGCUGCUGGCGCUGGUGGCGGGGGAGGCGGCGGCCGUGAUGGAGAACGUGACGGAUGACGUCAUCGUCGGCCGCUGCAUCGCCGUGCUCAAGAGCAUCUUCGGCCACGCGGCCGUGCCGCAGCCCAAGGAAUGUGUCGUCACCAGAUGGCGGGCGGACCCGUACGCGCGCGGCUCGUACAGCUUUGUGGCGGUCGGUUCGUCGGGCACUGACUAUGAUUUGCUCGCUGCUCCGGUGCCCGGGGCCUCUCCGGGGGAGAAUAGGCUCUUCUUUGCUGGUGAACACACAAUGCGCAACUAUCCGGCUACGGUGCACGGCGCGUUUCUGUCCGGGCUGCGCGAGGCGGGCCGCCUAGCCGACCUGCUGUUACCGCAACCCCCCAUAACCAACGCGAGCGUAGCUGCUGCCACUGCCGCCGCCAACCACUCCUGAUGCGUCUGAACUGAAGCUUUGGCGUGCGUAGCUGAUCUCCUACAGCCAUCGGUCACCAACGCGAACGUGGCUAGUGCUACCGCCGCAAAUAAUUUCUGAAAAAAAAACAAUACCGUGAGUUUCAUCUUAUAAAAUAACAACUGGUGCGGGGAAAAAGAUAUUUGUUUGCAGAUGAAAGACGAUAUUUCACUACGAACUAAUUAAUGACAACAUUUCGAACUAGUUGUCAUCAUUAGAAAAUUCAAGACUACAACAUUGUUUAGAAAGUAAAUUUAUUUAGUUUAAUUUUGUUUUGACUGUAACGCUAACAAAAGUACGUUUUGCUCUGUUAAGAACCAUCUUAUUUAUUUGCAUUGUCUAAACUUACUUUAGGUUAGGUAAUUUUGGUAGUAUAAUAUUGAAACUGGAAGGGUGCGAUGAUAGAUGUCAUCUCCAUACAGUUUGUAACCUAAAAAUGCCAAAUGUCGCAAAAUUUUAUAUUUAUUUAAAUUUAUGAUUAUAAUGAUGAAUUUGCACGCUUGCAUGCAAGCUAGGUACAAGAUCUGUAACACCAUAUAUUGUAACAUCCCCAUACUGUAUCAAUGCAAAUAAAUAAUUUCUGAUUCUGAUUACAUUGAAUUGUCUAUCAUCGUACCCUGGAAAAAAUAUAAAAACAAUAUUUGAUAAGUAGGUAUAAGUUUCAGUAGUAUUAGGUAUGACUUAUUCCUUAACACGUUCCCUGUCCGGGUGCCCCCAAUGUGAGGGCAUGAGCUUUUUUCAGGAGUCCGUGCUUCCACUAUGGGUUCACAACUUCAAAGUGAAAGCACAAUUGGACGUGUGACGUUGUCAUAUCCAGGGACCGUUACCGGUAUAACUAAAAUUCAAAAUAUCUCAUAGCAUUCACAAUAUUUCUUUGAUAUUAUAGAAUAGUAUUUAGGUAAGGAUAAUGAUUGAGCAGAUUAGCUAAAUUAAGUGCAAGAAAUAUACAUAAGCAAUCAUGAUACCAAAAAUUAAUACUCGUACCGAUUAAUUUGUAUUAAAAUUAUUACCGGUAUUCGGUCCUUGGUCAUACCUUUUUGGAUGGGGAUUAACGUGUUAAAAUGACAUCUUGGGCCAUCAUGGCCUGGUUUAGAAUUAGAUUAUAAUUAUUAUUCUCAUGAAUUGUGUAGUAAUGUAAGUAUUUUUGGUGUAUUUGGUUCUGUGCUGCCGUAUAUUAAAAUGUUCAGUUGUAGUUUAAUCUCUAGAUAGUAAUUAAAAAUAGAUUUAAUUAGUACAGUGAUGACAAAAUGCAGCCUUUAUCAGAGUCAUUAGACUCUCUAAUGCAACUUUUCUGAAAUAGAUCAUUUUUAAUACAAUAACAAAAUAAUAAGAUUUGCACCUAAAUGAUGAAUUUUAAUAAUUGUCUGCCCAGUAUGCCUUAAUAAAACAGCAAUAGCUAAUUAAUAGUACAACCAUUUAUUCCAUGUUUUCUACACGUUGGAGCAAUAAUAAGUAGUUGUUAUGUAAUUAAGUACCGAUUUUUUGAACCUCCUUAAUUGGCACGACCUGCCUAAAUGAAAAACCUGGUUAAUUGACACAUAAUUGCCGGUCCCUUGAGAUUUCAUUUAUCCAGGUUUCAAUGUACAUAGUUUAAACGCCAACGGCUGAUCAAAGGAAUGUAAUUCAUAACGGUUUUCGGAAUUAUAACACAGAACACAUUGACCAUAUUCAACUAAAUGCUAUUAUAAUUAUAAUACUUACCUAAUCACGAAGUACCUAAUGCCAAAUCUAAUUACAUAUUUGUCUUUUAAUUUGCUAAUGUUUCCGCUGAUAUCAGACCAAUUUAUUUCGAUAAUAAUAAUCCCAUUAGUGUUGUGCUGAUUUAUCAUUUUUAUGCUAGAACAAUAAUGAUAUUUGUAAAAUGGUUAAAAUUAUCUUUAAAAUAUUUAAUUUUAUUCCUUUGACGUAUGCAUAUCCGCGACCAUAAUGCCGAUGCUUAAAACUGGCGUUAAUACAUUAUGACAACCGCACUGCCUGUCGAAUUAACUAAAUAUUAAGUAGUUUUAAUUAUUAAAUAAGUGCUUUUCAUUUUACAUAUGCCGUAUCAUUAACAGUGUACGUAUUUUUCAUAAUUUUCAACAAUAAAAAACCUUUAAAAUAAUUGCAGUUUCAAUAUCAAAAAUUCUCACUUUCAAAUCGUCCCAGGGAUCGGAGACGGCUCAGUCAAUGUUAAUUGGACAAUUUAGAUG
This is a messenger RNA of Cydia fagiglandana, 4917 nucleotides long. RefSeq names its product lysine-specific histone demethylase 1A (gene Su(var)3-3). The record is from RefSeq and is a predicted model, not a curated record. The transcript has 18 exons. Gene Ontology annotation, cellular component: nucleus. Gene Ontology annotation, molecular function: oxidoreductase activity; chromatin binding; transcription factor binding. The coding region runs from base 110 to 2710 and encodes 866 amino acids. Lineage: Eukaryota; Metazoa; Arthropoda; Insecta; Lepidoptera; Tortricidae. Gene Ontology annotation, biological process: positive regulation of transcription by RNA polymerase II; negative regulation of transcription by RNA polymerase II.